CAGUUAUGCGCGUGUGUGAGAGCAGUGGUCAUGACUCGGGAUGACUCCAGCGGCGGGUGGCUCCCCCUCGGGGGUGGAGGGCUCAGCUGUGUCACCGUGUAUAAGGUGAGCCAGCGGGACGACCAGCGGCAGCACCCACAGCGGAGGCAGCAGCAGCGGAGGAGCAGUGCCAACCUGAGCCCGUGUAGUCCCAGCCCCACCCCCAGCACCACCCCCAGCCCCUCUGCGGUUGAGUUCCACAUCAAGGGAGAGCGCCUCAAAGACAAACUGGUGGUGCUGGAGUGCAUCCUGCAGACUGACGUGGUCUAUAACAAGGUGAACCCCAUCUUUCACCACUGGAGGAUCAACGACAAGAAGUUUGGCUUGACCUUCCAGAGCCCGGCAGAUGCACGCGCCUUCGACCGGGGCAUCCGCAGGGCCAUCGAGGACCUUAAGCAAGGUUGUCGGUCCUUCGGAGAUGUCGACAGUCCGGAGGAUGGUUUACCAGUGUGUAACGAGCCCCCGUCUCUCUGUACCCCGAUGAAGGAGCCCUUCUCUCCCCUGAGUGAGGCACACACGGAGCCCUUCAGAGGGUGCUACGUCCGAGCUCAGCCCUUUGAUGAGUUCCCCUCGAACACGCGCUACCUACCCCCACAGGUGUCCUUCAAGCCGACCCGCCACGUCAGCUUCCACAUGGACGAAGAGGAGAUCGUGCGCAUCAACCCCCGGAAGGACGUACUGAUCCGGGGCUACGAGGACUACCGCCACCCGGUGAUGUGGAAGCAGGAGGAGCGUGACGCCAUGGACUUCCCCUCCCCCUUCCACAAAGCCGACAACAACAAGUACCUGUUCUCGGACGCACACCCCGGGGACCUGCACCACUCGUCGGGAACUGGCGCGGGCAUGGGCACCGGCCUGGGCAUGGGAUUGGGCAAAGACUCGGCCAUUAAAACCCAGCCCUCGCCCCUGCUCAAGUCCAAGAAGAGCCGGCGGAGGAGAGAGGACGGUGAACGCUCCCGGUGCAUCUACUGCCGCGAGAUGUUCAACCACGAGGACAACCGGAGGGGGCAGUGCCAAGACGCGCCCGACCCCAUCAAGCAGUGCAUCUACAAAGUGAGCUGCAUGCUGUGCGCCGAGAGCAUGCUGUACCACUGCAUGUCCGAUUCAGAGGGCGACUUCUCCGACCCCUGCUCCUGCGACACGUCCGACGAGCAGUUCUGCCUGCGCUGGCUCGCCCUGGUGGCUCUGUCCUUCAUCGCGCCCUGUAUGUGCUGCUACCUGCCCCUUCGCGCCUGCCACCACUGCGGGGAGGCGUGCCGGUGCUGCGGGGGCAAGCACAAAGCAGCCGGGUGACCUCCGCUACACCUGUACGCUAACACCCCUUGGGACACCACUGAAGCUAGCUUAUAAAGUGGAAAUUUAAAAAGCCGGCAUCCUUUUAUUCCAUCGCCCCUCCGCUCAGACAGGGGGCGAUCUGUUCUGAGAUUUGAGUUUGUCGCCGACGAGCAGCAGCGGAUCGGUGAGACAUGCUUUGUGGUUAGCUCUGAGCACACACGCUAGCUCAGGAGCGCAAAUUGUGGAGGAGUGCAAGAUUUAACAGACUCGGAGGCACUACUAAUGACACCUGUACACACACACAUACACAGACACACAAACAUACAGUCGUGUUUCAUAACGCCAGGCCACAUGCGGACAAAGUAUCGUUUAUGAAGGAAUCUUUUGUACAGAGAUCGACAAGCUAUUGACUAUUAUUGUUCCGAAAAAGCUCCUCGCCGUUCGCUAAAAGGGAUCUGUUUUUGCUUCUGUGAUUUGGCUAACCGCGGCCAUCUUCACGGCUCGACGGUUGUAAUUACUAUACAGAAAAGUGCACUCCAAAUAGUGUUUUUUCCCUCUCCUUCAGUAUCGGUCUGUUGUGGUGUGCGAGCCACGUGAUUUCUUGUCAUUUUGAACAUUUGACAGAUGUUUUGUGGUGCAUUUAUGGCCAAUGUUCUUCGCCCAUUUUAAUCCCCAAAAUGUUGUUUUGAAGGUACUUUUCGGAAGCGAUGUUCUCCGCAGCCAAACAAUUCGGACCAUUUCACCGCAUUCCAAAACAAAGGGAUCAACUAGAAGGGAAAAUGGUAGUGGUUUUACCAUGUGCUCUUCCCCAAAAUAGUUGCAGAAUCACACAGGUUCAAGUUUAAAGAAAUUGUGUAAAAUUUUGUUGUCUCAGUUAUAAAAAAAAUAUAUAUAUAUAUAUAAUUCUAUUUUUGGAUGAAUUUGAAAUGUUGCUCAACCAGCAAGUUUUAAUGAGGUGAGUCUGGGGUUUGCGUGCUGAUUUUUAGCAGUUAAAAACGUGGCACUUAUUAGAUUGUUGAUUUUAUUUGAACCCCUUUAAACUAACAGAACAUAGUUUUUAAGCACUAGUACUUUCUCAGCUUUGGUUGCAACACCUCCUUAGUCCAUGUUAUUAUAUUUUUUGUUUUUUUGUAUACCCAUUCUGUUCUGUCAUUCCCCAAAGUGAAUUCCUUGUAACUCGUCCGAAUGCUUGACUUAGAACUGUAUUAAAAUGGCGAGUGUGUGCGUGUGUGUACAUAGGUGUAUUAUGCACUGGUGAUCGUUGUAAGAAAACAAAAACUGCCCAAUGUCUCCUGUUUUCUGCAUUUUUUAGUGUUUUUAAAAUAUCAAAAUUUUCAAAAAAUAUUAAAACCAUACGGGAAACAGGAUGCUGGCAGACUGUUAAUUUGUAUUUCCAGUGUAAAAAUGAAAAAAAUCAAAUCAUAUCUGUUUCUAUUGUGGAGUUUUGGUACAAUACAGGCAAGAGACAAAGGCUAUGUCCACAUAAAUACAUUUACACACAAAUAAAAAUCUUGAACAAAACAUAAAUUGAGAUGAGCAGAGUGUUUGAGGUAUUUUGCAAUGAUGUCAAACUUAACAUGCCUAAAAAUGGCAAAGAAAAGUUGGUUAGCUUAGCACUGUUGGCAAAGUUUGCAGGUUUGGCUGCAGCACUGGGCUAGCUGGCAUGUUUCACUUUCCUAUGGGGUUAACGUGACGGCUGCUAACUCGAAUGUUUUGUUAUUGAGCUAUAAAAAUGUUUAUAAUGAAAUGACUUGACUGAGUGAAGUCACUAGCUGAGCGUACAUGAGACAAACGGCUAGUUUGGACAUGAUUUUGGUUAGCUACAUAAUUUAGCUUAAGUAGUUUUAUUCUACUACUACAACAAAACAAAUAAGCUCUGUGCACCGCAGCACAGUAGGUAGCUCAAUGUGUCUCAAAGCUAACGGUUGCUUUAAUUAAAAUCAGAAAAUAUAAAAUGAACAACCUUUUAAAGUUUAAAUAAAUUAAAGACUACUCAAUUAUUUGUAUAUACAGAAUACUUCAGUUUGUAGGGUUUUUAGUAUUUUUUUUGUCUCAAAAUUAGCAUUAGUGUUAGCAUUGAGACACAAACAUCGUUUUCUAAACAGAAGUGUCUUUCUGUGAAGUACUCAUUUUAUUUGUGUAGUGUUUUAACAUGUUGUCAGUGACGUCCACCCGCAGCUCCCUGUUCAUUGUCUGAUCUUUAAAUAUUUAUUCAUUUUAGCGUGACUCGGCAAAAACCUCAGAGAUACAACUGGACAGGAAGUAGUGACGUGAACAGUGAGGUUGCUGGGUGCUAUUGUGCACGGAUUAGCCUCCAACAAUGUCAUUCAUUGCAAUAUGGUGUAAAAUUUGACAUUACACAGCCUUAGCGGGCAAAGAACAUAAGCGGGUUACUGGCUAUUGGCUGUUUUACUAACUCAUCAGUACAUUCAUUAUUACAUAAGCUACAUAUGUUGAGAUAAAGUUGCACAGUGCUGCUUUAAAUAAUGCAUUUGUGUGGACAUGGCCUACUUUUGACAUUUUACAAAAUUAACAAUAGAUUUUAAAACCCAAUCAGACUCAACUAAUCUUCAAAUGUCCACCGUUCAUCUCCAAAAUGUAAAUAUUAUUAAUUAAUAUGAUCAGAGAAGUCUCAUUAUACAACUUAACCAACAUUUUCUUACAAAUAAAUUACAAAAACUAUCCUUUCUAUGCAAUCUUUCCUUGGACAACCUUGUGCAGUACGUGACGAGACACUAGGGUACCAAACUCCAAAAACACAUGUAAAUAUCUCACACUGUAUUUAAGUGCUGAUAUGAAUAAUAAUAAUGCUAAUAAUAAUAACAAUAAUAAUAAUAAUCCAACAUUUUUUUGUCUUUGAUAUUUGAAAGAUAAAGUUGUAUUUAUGGUCGCUGUCGGCAUUACCGUAGCUUAUAUGACAGCGCUUGUGUAAAUAGGCCACUUCUUAGUAUUAUUUCACAUUGAAAAGUAGACGAGUCCGGGACUGAUACCCUAAUAGUUGAUCUAGUUUUGUACGGUAGGUGGGUUAGCGUUAACGGUACGCUAGGGGGGAGUGUUCUGAAGAGUUUCUAUAUAAAUAUUAUAUAUAUACUGUAUGUACAUCUAAAGCUGCUAGAUACAAUCACUAAUAUUUUUCGUGUUGGCAGAAAUCAGCUAUGAUCGACUGUUAAUUCUCCUACAGCAUAUAACUGAGUGAGUGUGGGCUAUGUGGGCGGGGCUAUGUGGGCGGGGCUAUGUGGGCGGGGCUAUGUGGGCGUGUUACUGUUAAAAAGCACGGUACGGUUCAGUUUGGAUUGCCAAUUGAUGCUGCACUAAAAAAUAGACAUGUCAACUACUGGUGUAAAGUUUAAAAAAAGUUUAAUACUAUCCAGAUCAGCUGAACAAAAAUCAGGACUUUUUAAAUUAUUUUUUUAUACAUCACAACUCAUUGUAAUUUUUUGGCUCCAUAGUAUCAGUAUCGCAUAAACUUGAUACAUAAAACUGAAAGAAAAAAUUCGUGUUUGCUCGUAAAAAUUGUUAUUCAAUUUUUAUUUUGGAUAUUUCUGUGGAAAAGGAAAACUGGCUGAAAACACUGAUCUGACACUGCUAUCGGAUAUCUGUGCCGAUUCUGAAACAUUUGACAUGUCUGAUAUCGGCUCCUAAAUAUCGAUUCAGCCGAUAUCCUGGUUGGGUUUAUAAAUUGUUGUAAUAAGACUGUUACUGGUCGUAGAUGGCCCGGUCUUUUAUUUAUGGAAUGUUUUUUGUAUUAAGAGAUAAAAAAGACUGAUGCAUAACACAUUUGAAUCAGUUUUGUGUUUUAUGUUUUUUUUUUUUUUUUUUUUUUAAAGGAAAUUAAUGCUGUUUUCAGUCUCUGCUCUGGUGGUUGAUAUUGGGCAUCGAUAUUGGAAUUAAAAAAGGUGAAUCCCUAGGAAACACUGUCUAGCCUUAAAAUGCUAAAAUCAUAUGAUAAAUUAUAAGUAAGUGCAGCCUCUUGUUGCUGUUCUAACUUAACCGUACCACGCAGCGUCACAGAAACAAUGCCUUUGUGCGUGUGAGUGUGUGUAUAUGUGUAUGUGUGGGGAGGCUGUGUGUAACCAAGCACUCAUCACCUGCAUUAUCCCUGCAUUCUGUGGAGGGCGACUGAACCCGAUCGGGAAAAAGAAAAACUUGCUGGCUGAAUAGCAUCAGGUAGGCUCUCCAUCAAAAACAAACAUAGAGAAUGAGAAAUCCAACUUCGUCAGGGCCUGGAAUCGAAACUGUACAAGUGACAUUUUGUGAUAUAAAUCUGUAAAAUAAAAAGGACAUGGAUAUGCAUUUGAGCAGGUAUUAAUACUAAGAGUCACAUUCACAGGACAGAAAUGAACCUCUCCUGAACAGCUCUAGAAUGAUCUUGAGCUGCAUCAGAACAAGUAUAAGACACAGACUAGUAAAGAGUGUUUUUCAUAACUGUGGUAUCAGAAUUGGCAGUGAGUAUCUCCUUGGUAUUGAAAUUUUGUUUAAAAUGACCUUUUUUGUUAAAACAACAUCCGAGUAUGAGAUUUUAAGCUUCACUUUUACUCAAAAAUGUAAUUUUAAUGCAGUAUAUAUGCAGUUGUUUUGUGGUUUGUUUUUUUUUGUUUUUUUUUUGUUUUUUGGUGAAAAUGUUUUUUUUUUCCCCCCAUCUUAAUUUUGUGCAGUUUUUUUUUUUUUUUUUUUGGUUAUUUUUUGUGAAAAUUGAGCAUUUUUACAUUUUAAAAAGUCAGUUUUUUCUUUUUUUUUCUGUAGAAUUCCUAAACUGUCACUUGCGCUCUUCCGAUCCCCAGCUCUACAUCCAAACCGAGUGUAGAGGUAAAAAAAAAUAACACUUUUGCUCAUUUUAACCAGCACAGUGCUCCUUCUCUUCACGUACUGUAAAAUAUAUGCAACACGUGUCUGUCCGCUUUAAUAUCUCUCUCUAUUUUUAUUAUUAUUAUUAAAAUUUCAACUUCAAUUUUAACCACUUUUUGCUGCUAGUCUUUUAAUCCUCCUUUCGAUCUUGGAAAUGUUGUGCAUAUCUUCGGGGAAUGCAUACCGGUGUACAUUGUUGACAUUGUGUAGAUAAAUUUAAACAAAAGAAUUAACAGAAAAGCGCUCUAAUUUUUCAGUGUAUGGUUUGCUUCUGGUGCACUGAAUUUGUGUACGCUUUUUUUCAUCUUACGGUUGCGCUCGGUGUUACAUUUCUGUGAUUAGUUGGAAAUAGUGGAAGACAUUUGUGUUUUUUGAGAACAUUUUGCAGUAUAAAUGAUACUACUCCUACUACUCUGUGAGCACUGCCUGUUUUUUGCUUUUCUUUCACUUUGUGCAUCUCACGGCUUGGUUACCCGUACGGACGUGGAUGGGAUUAUGAAUGCAUAUUAUCGCCAAAAAAAAGUAUCUGGUUCAGUAAUUUGAAAUCUGAUUUGAAAGUUUGGACGCGUUUCCAAAUGUAACACACAAUGUGGACAAUCACUUAGUCCACUUCUUUAUAAAGUCUAUGAUGUCAAAACAACUCAUCUCAUCAUUUGGCACAUUUUUUGUUUGUUUUUUACCAGAUCGAUCUACAUUUCAAUCUAAAUUGCAAUGUUGAUGUUAAGAUACUAAAUAACUUUUUUUCCCCAAUUUUAAAUAUUUCUACAAAUAUUAGUAAGAUAUGGUUAAAUUGCCUUUUUUAUGUUACGGAAACGCACACGCUCUGUACUACCCCAAAACUUUAAGAUAAUAUGCACUCAUAAAACAUACCCCACAGGACCAGGCCCUUGUUUAGUGCCAUCGGCUUCACCUCCCGACGACCUCAAAAAAGUGCCUCACGUUCAUCCACUAGUCUCCAUUUUUGAAUCUCCAUUUUGGGCCGCCAUUUUGGAUCUCCAUUUCGGAUCUCACCUUCUUCUUCUCCGUUCUCCUUGGUUCCACACAUCUAGGGUCAGUUCUAGUGUUUGAGAACUCCAAGUAUCUGAUGUAAAAUGUACAGUCCCGAUAAGCCCUCAUGUAUUUUCUUUGGACAGAUGUAGCGUGUUCCUCUUCAUCCUGUAAAUAGACAUGUUUGUAACUGUUUUUAUGUUACAUCAUACACUUGUAAUUUGACAUAUCAAAUAACAUUAUCAUAAUAAAAUGGUGAGUUUUAAUCUUUU
This is a messenger RNA of Periophthalmus magnuspinnatus, 7418 nucleotides long. RefSeq names its product sprouty related EVH1 domain containing 1 (gene spred1). The record is from RefSeq and is a predicted model, not a curated record. Gene Ontology annotation, cellular component: membrane. Gene Ontology annotation, molecular function: protein kinase binding. Gene Ontology annotation, biological process: negative regulation of MAPK cascade; multicellular organism development. NCBI's taxonomy places the organism in Eukaryota, Metazoa, Chordata, Actinopteri, Gobiiformes, Gobiidae.